UAUUAAAUAAACAAACAAAACUCAAGACUUGGAGGGUAGUGCCACUUGGCAGAGCAUCGAUUGAUGCGCCGGCUUCCAGGGCUUUUGACUUUAUUCUGGCCGGCGACCAGCCAGCCAGCGUACAAAGAACAUCAGCCCAAGCCACCUGAAAAUCAAAUACAAACUAACCAAAAUAAAAUUAGAUUUUUAUAAUUGAAUUCCCAACAAUACACCCAACACAAAAAAGAAAAAACUAGUUCUUGAGUUGCUCCAAGCCCAAGAGAGAACACAGAAACCCUGUAAAGUACUUCCUUUUGUUUGCUUUGCUUUCUUUCUUCUUCUAUUUUGUCUCUUUUCCCUUUUUUCAACUCCAAAAUCCCUCUUUUUCAACGAAAGAGUUGGGCAUCAGCUAACAAUUCACAAACCCAGAGCGUCCUCCAAAACCCAAUCAUCCGAUCUUGCUUUUUUGUUAAUGAUAUUGGCCCAGAUUCUUGCUUAUGACGUUUGGUCACUGUCGGCUUCUCCUAAUUGAUCAGCGAGAUUGGUGGUGGGCUAAGUACUUGUCUCAUUCUUGAAGAUACUCACGGGUUUUCCAUGGACAGAGCCCUCUCUUUAAUCCAGACCUGUACGUCUUUUUCAUCUCCUCCUUACAACAAUUCUCUUUCUCUGCUCUAUCUCUGUGUUUCUCUGUGUUUCUUCUUUUCGGUUUGGUGGGUGGGUGUUGAAGAAUGAGUCAACUCAGUGUCAUAUUGCAGGAAACGGUGCGUCGAGAGAGGGAAGCAAGAACUGUUCUUGAAAUUCUGAGGGAACAAAUGGACGAUACGGAUGGAGCGAGCGGCGGGAGGAGGACCUUCAAGCAACGGCUCAGAUUGAAUGGGUUUGGCUGCUGUGGGGCCGCCUGGGUUUUUGGACGAACGGCGGCGAUAAGCGUAAGAGAUGGCGAUGAGGACGACCAAGAACCACAAAACCAUCAUCAGCAACAUCAUCUACCACUACCACCACAACAACGAGUUGUAAGUGUGGUGGGCCAGGCUCAAACGGUCAACAAUUGGGAUCCGGAUUGCGUGGGUCCGAUUUCGACUGGGUCGGGCAUGAACUUGGCUGCAGCCUUAGCAGCCGAGCGUCAGUUUCGGGCACCGCAAGAAUCGGACGGAGGAGGGUCGGUGGUGGGGCCCGCGGGUGACGGAAGUGCGGGAGUAACGGUACCUGGCACGCCGACGAGAGUGUCGUUGAUGAGAUUGCUGGAGGAAACGGAAGUGGACGGCUGUGAUGCGUUUGGUGGUGCGACGACAGAGAGCGACAAAGCAGAGGGAGGGGUGGGCAAUGAUACGGUGUGCUGCGUGUGCAUGGGUAGGAAGAAAGGUGCAGCUUUCAUCCCAUGUGGGCACACCUUUUGCAGAGUGUGUUCGAGGGAGGUGUGGUUGAAUCGAGGGUCUUGUCCCCUCUGCAACCGUUCGAUCCUCGAGAUCCUCGAUAUAUUCUAAGAUGGUUUGAUGAUCAACAAUACUACAUUGAUGCGAUUGGGAGAUGCCUCGAGAUUCGUGUGAUUGUUCAAAGUCUUGAUGGCGGAGUUUUCAAUCGCAGAAAUAUAUUCAUUCAAUUGAAUUGUUCAAAUGUAAUUGUUUUUACUCUA
Molecule: messenger RNA, 1612 nt
Organism: Prunus avium (sweet cherry)
Lineage: Eukaryota; Viridiplantae; Streptophyta; Magnoliopsida; Rosales; Rosaceae
Source: RefSeq, a predicted model, not a curated record